CAGGGUGGCAGGUGGGCUGAGGGAGGGCUGGCAGCCUGCCAACCACAGCCUCCCAUUCUCUUCUCUACCCGGCUGUGGUCACAAAGUAACCAUAAGGCUGUGGCGAUCCUAGGAGCUGAGAAUGCCCCAGGUUCUGGAACAACCAGAUGGCCGAUGGGCCUGGGUAGUCCUGCUGACUUGUAUGGUCGCCCAGGCCCUCACCUUGGGCUUCCCUUCCUGCAUCGGCGUCUUCUUCACUGAUCUGCAGCGUGACUUCCAGGCCACCAACAGUGAGACCUCAUGGUUUCCCUCUAUCAUGGGGGCCAUGCUCCAUGGUGGGGGACCCCUGUGCAGCAUCCUGAUAAAACGUUUUGGCUGCCGAGUCACCAUGAUGCUGGGAGGCAUGCUGUCUAGCCUGGGCAUGGUGGCCAGCUCCUUCUCUGGCUCGCUCAACCAGCUCUUCCUCACAGCAGGAUUGAUCACAGGCCUGGGCAUGUGUUUCAGCUUCCAGUCAAGCAUCACAGUGAUGGGCUUGUAUUUUGUCCGCCGCCGGCCCCUGGCCAAUGCCCUGGUCUCCAUAGGCAACUCUCUGGGUGUCACUCUCUGGCCGCUGCUGGCACGAUACCUUCUGGAAACACUGGGCUGGAGAGGCGCCUUCCUCAUCUUUGGUGGCAUCCUUCUUCACUGCUGUGUAUGUGGAGCCAUCCUGAGGCCCGUUGCCACCCACGUGGCCUCUGAGCCCAAAGAGGAUCCCCCUCCAUCUCCCAAGACACCUACGCGCAGCUGCCUGGCAACGUGCGUCUCAACCAUCCGGUACCACCUGGCCUUGGACCUCCUUCGGCACAAUAUGGGCUUCUGCAUAUAUGUAGUGGGUGUGACGUGGAUGACGCUAGGCUUCCCACUGCCACAUAUCUUCCUGGUGCCGUACGCCAUGCACCACGGGGUGGACCAGUAUUGGGCGGCCAUGCUCAUGUCAGUCGUCGGCUUCUGCAACAUCUUUUUGCGGCCGGUGGCGGGGCUACUGGCAGGCAGGAAGAGUUUGGCUGCCUACCGGAAGUAUCUGUUCACCGCGGCGAUCCUUGUCAACGGGCUCACCAACCUAAUAUGCACAGUGUCGGCUGACUUCUCGGUGCUCCUGAGCUAUUGCCUGGUGUACAGCCUGUCCAUGUGCGUCAUCGGGAUCCUCAUCUUCGAGGUCCUCAUGGACACUGUCCCAAUGGACCGGUUCCCCAGUGCGCUGGGCCUCUUCACUGUCUUAUGUGGCGUGGCUUCUCUCAUCUCUCCACCACUGGCUGGGCUCCUGCUGGACAUGACCAACAACUUCAAGUCCAUUUUCUACGCCUCAAGCUUCUUGCUCAUCUCAGCCUCCCUCUUCAUUGGCGGGGGCUUCUACGCCGAGGAGAAGAAGAAGAAGAAGAAGAAGAAGCUGAAGCAAAAUGGGCAAGCCAAGGUGGAAGAUACCAUCUCGGAGUCUGCCCCAAUGCAGGGUCUUAGCUCAGAAGACAAGGACGGUGCCAGGAAGCAACUGUGCCCUGAAAGCAUAUGCUACGUGACCAGUGUCUGAACUCCAGAGGUCACAUGUGACCUGCCUCCAAGCUGAGCUCUGGGGUCCGUGAGAGACCUUCCUUCCAGGAAGCAGAGUGUAGAAAUGGGCCUUCCUGGCCUUCUUCCUUGGGUCCCAAGAAGAUGGAUCUGAGUCCUACGUGAGCAGCUAUGCCUGGCUCAUCUGUGCUGUCUCUCACAGUUGCUCCUACCUGACACCAUAGGUCUUCCCACCCAGCCUUCCUGUGUCAACUCUCUUCGUCCUCCCUGGCCUCCAGAGAAUUUUGAAGAAUUUUCCUUUCUUCCAAGAACUUUCUCCUCUUCUCUUCCCAAAUAAUCAGCCCUGACCCCUUAGGUCAGGAAGAUUAAGGGAGUUGCUUCAAGAGGUGGAGCCUCACGUUGACUGAAGCCAUAGGAGAGGCAGAGAUGGAGGGUCGGGAUGAGAACAUGGCCUCAAUACAGGAUGUGGUCAAACUGGCUGUUUGGUGGCGCUCUGGUCCUAACACCUCUGGAGAGGAAACUGCUGUCUUGCAGGGCUCCUCCUGCUUGGGCCUCAGAAUUUAUGAAGUCUGAGGAGUCUUCUGCCAUCAAGCAGGGCCUGAACCAGCAUCUUCUCUUUUACCCCACUCUGUAUCCACAUAGGGAAAGGCAGACAUUUGACUGACCAAGAGGCAGGAAGGCCGGCCGGCUAGGCAGCCUACAGGACACUGUAAAACUGGGCUUGAGCAAACAGUAGCCUGUGCUCUGUUCUUGGCCUUCUGAGGUUCCCCUUUCAUGGGGAUGUGUUGGAGGUAUCAACCCUGAGGCAGUCGCGGGCUAAAUCUGCCGCGGUUGUUGCUAGCCUGACCCCGAGGAGUUAUGCCCACAUAGACACUUCUGUGCUGCCCUCUGAGGUCAGCACACAGGGCUGUCUGUCAUCAGCCCAGGCUUGUUCCAGCAGGGCACUCCAGGGAAUGGGAAAACAGACUGUUUGAAUUAUACACAAAAACAUUCCCUGCAGGCAGCGGGUCAUAAACUCUGAACUAAU
This is a messenger RNA of Microtus ochrogaster (prairie vole), 2548 nucleotides long. It is a transcript of the gene Slc16a5, whose product is annotated as solute carrier family 16 member 5. Gene Ontology annotation, biological process: transmembrane transport; monocarboxylic acid transport. Gene Ontology annotation, cellular component: basolateral plasma membrane. Gene Ontology annotation, molecular function: monocarboxylic acid transmembrane transporter activity. NCBI's taxonomy places the organism in Eukaryota, Metazoa, Chordata, Mammalia, Rodentia, Cricetidae. The record is from RefSeq and is a predicted model, not a curated record.